Microthlaspi erraticum is the source of this 1149-nucleotide messenger RNA. NCBI's taxonomy places the organism in Eukaryota, Viridiplantae, Streptophyta, Magnoliopsida, Brassicales, Brassicaceae. The record is from the annotation of a GenBank genome assembly.
AUGCAAGAGUACCGCCACGUGGAUAAGCCAGGUUGGAAGCUGAAAUGGCAUUGGAAAAACAAAGAAGUCAUAUGGAGCAUGGAAGGAGCCGAGACCACGGAGCAAGGAAACUGCUCAGCCUUUGCCUCCAGCGGAACCCUCCCACACUGCUGUCUCCGGCGACCAACCAUAGUCGACCUUCUCCCCGGAACUUCUCUCAACACUCAAGUCUCCAAUUGUUGCCGUGGAGGUGUCUUGACUUCAAUGACUCAGGACCACGUCAACCACAUCUCAGCUUUCCAUAUGGUCAUCGGAAGCUUUCCUGAUUACGACUCUGACGAGUUUAUAAUGCCUUCUAAUUUCGAUAUCGGUGUCCCUGGUUAUAGCUGCGACAAUUCUACCUCCGUGGCCGCUACUAAGUUUAGCCAAGAUAAAGGCCGUCACAAAACGCAAGCUCUAGCAACAUGGAAGGUAGAGUGCGUGUACUCGCAGUUCAGGGCAUCACAAUCACCAAAAUGCUGCGUUUCACUCUCUGCCUUCUACUACCAAAACAUCGUUCCUUGCCCUGCAUGUAGCUGCGGCUGCCGUAGUCCUCAAUGCGUCGAGCAUGGUAAGACGCCGUCGUUUCUGAAACAGAAACAUGAUCCUGAGGAGGAAGUAGCGCCUGUGGUGGAAUGUUCGAACCAUAACUGUCCCAUCCACAUUCACUGGCAUGUCAAAGUCAACUAUAGAGAGUAUUGGAGGGUUAAGAUCACAGCAACGAAUCUCAACAUGAUGAAGAAUUACACUGACUGGAACUUAGUUGUGCUUCAUCCAAACUUAAAAAGUGUGCAACAAGUCUUCAGCUUUAACUACAAAUCCUUAACACCUUAUGGCAACAGCAUCAAUGACACAGGGAUGUUUUGGGGGGUAAAGUUUUACAACGAUGUUUUGCUUCAAGCAGGAGAUUAUGGAAAUGUGCAAACAGAGUUGCUGCUAAAGAAGGAUAUUGAGAAAUUCACUUUUAGAGAAGGUUGGGCAUUCCCAAGGAGAAUCUUGUUCAAUGGCGAUGAAUGUGUGAUGCCUUCUCCUGAUGACUAUCCGAGGCUGCCUUCUGCUUCUUCUUCUUCUUCCUCUGUUGUUGUUAGCUUUGUUACAAUCGUUUUCUGUUUUCUCCUUCUUAUUGUUUGA